Messenger RNA from Drosophila navojoa, 938 nucleotides. RefSeq names its product exosome complex component Rrp4 (gene Rrp4). Gene Ontology annotation, molecular function: RNA binding. Gene Ontology annotation, biological process: TRAMP-dependent tRNA surveillance pathway; nuclear polyadenylation-dependent rRNA catabolic process; CUT catabolic process. Lineage: Eukaryota; Metazoa; Arthropoda; Insecta; Diptera; Drosophilidae. The record is from RefSeq and is a predicted model, not a curated record. Gene Ontology annotation, cellular component: nuclear exosome (RNase complex); cytoplasmic exosome (RNase complex).
AAGAUGGCCACAAAUGCAAUAAUAGAGCUGGCGUCGGAUCGCGUAGAUUGGACUGCAUUGGCCGAUAACCAAGAGCAACUCCCACGCAUUUAUACGCCCGGCGAGGUGCUGAUGCCAGAGGCAGGCUUUAUGCGCGGCCAUGGCACCUUCGUGGAAGACGAAAACAUAAAAGCCUCAGUGGCAGGCGUGAUUGAGAAGGUGAACAAGUUGAUAUCGGUGCGACCGCUUAAGAGUCGUUAUGUGGGCGAGAUCGGCGAUGUGGUAGUUGCACGUGUAUUGGAAGUGGGUCAAAAACGUUGGCGAGUUGACACAAAUUCACGCUUGGACUCAUUGCUGCUACUUUCUUCAGUAAAUCUACCAGGUGGCGAGCUAAGGCGGAGGUCGGCAGAGGAUGAACAGAUGAUGAGACGUUAUCUGGACGAAGGAGAUUUGAUAUCUGCCGAAGUGCAGAAUGUCUUUGAGGAGGGCACAUUGUCGCUAUACACCCGCAGUUUAAAAUAUGGCAAACUAUCCCAGGGCAUACUGGUCAAGGUUUUCCCAGCGCUUGUCAAACGGCGAAAGAUGCAUUUUCAUAAUCUGCCAUGUGGAGCGUCCGUCAUUCUAGGCAACAAUGGCUACAUCUGGAUAUCGCCCACAAAGACCGACGAACAGGUCGGCGGCGAGGGUGGCUUCGCUCAGAACUUGACGGAGGUGGUGCCACGAAACGAACGCGAGGUUAUAGCACGCCUACGCAACUGCAUCCUGGCACUGGCCAAGUGUAAACUGAUGUUAUACGAUACAAGCAUUCAAUACGCUUACGACGAGUCGCUGAAAUACGAAUCCCGUGAGCUACUUCAGCAGCAUGUAAUCUUCGAUAUUGGCGAGCAGACGCAGGCUCGGCUCCGAGAUGUCGAUCUUAUGGAAUGAUGCAAGGGCCACAAUAAAAUAUACAUAUUCGA